This is a messenger RNA of Knipowitschia caucasica, 765 nucleotides long. The record is from the annotation of a GenBank genome assembly. NCBI's taxonomy places the organism in Eukaryota, Metazoa, Chordata, Actinopteri, Gobiiformes, Gobiidae.
AUGUCAGUGCCACUGCAGACCUCUGAGGACACCGCUGAGGGGCGACAGUCGGUGCCACAGGCCUUCGUUGAACAUUGGGCACCCCAGAAGGGGAAACCUGAGGGAGUCCCAACCCUGCCGGAACUGGGUGGCAGUGUGCUCUGGGCUUUCAUGUUCCUGAUGUGUUUCAGUGUGAAGAGCGGUCAGAUCCGGAACCUUGAGUCGGCUCGGGUCUCGAUGACCGGACAGGUUAAAAGAUGUGACACUGAGGAAAGCACCUCGCCAGACCCGGACUCUGCCCCGGACUCGGCCCCAGACUCAGCCCCUGGCUCGGCCCCAGGCUCUGCCCCAGGCUCGGCCCCAGGCUCGGCCCCAGACUCGGCCCCAGACUCCAGCCCAGUCCCUGAGCCAAAUCAGCAGAUCUUAGACCAAACGUUUCCACAGAAUCAAGAGGAAGGAGAAGACAACAGCAGCAGUGCCGGGGAGAGCCAAGAUCAGGCCGUGUUCCGCUGGAGGAUCGAUCUGUCAAAGUCGGAGAAGUACUGGGACGGCUGGUUCAGAGGAACAUCUCAUCUGUUCCUGAGCUGUGAGCUGCCCAAGCUACUGCUGCUGGCCGGAAUCGAUCGAUUGGACCGAGAUCUGACCAUCGGCCAGAUGCAAGGUAAAUUCAUGAUGCAGGUGCUGCCCCCCUGUGGCCACGCUGUGCAGGAGGACCGACCAGAAAAAGUGGCUGAAGCCGUGGCCUCCUUCCUCCUCCGACAUAAAUUUGCUGAAAGUUGCCAGUGA